Triticum urartu is the source of this 2640-nucleotide messenger RNA. NCBI's taxonomy places the organism in Eukaryota, Viridiplantae, Streptophyta, Magnoliopsida, Poales, Poaceae. The record is from RefSeq and is a predicted model, not a curated record.
AUCAGUUGUAUCGUAAAUACUUGACUGAUCAUUUUAUGUUUCUUCAUUCAGAAAAUCUAGCGAUGAUGGCAUAUCAUCCUGGGAUUGGAAAUUAAGGGGUGAUCGUUCAACAUACCAUGCUUUGUUUCCUCGAGCAUGGACUGUUUAUGAUGGUGAACCUGAUCCUGAAUUGAAAUUAUCUUGCCGUCAAAUAUCUCCAUUUAUUCCCCACAACUACGAAGAGAGUAGUCUCCCAGUCUCCAUUUUUGUCUACACUCUAGUGAAUACCGGAAAGGAAAGGGCAAAAGUCAGCCUAGUAAUGACCUGGGCGAAUUCUAUUGGUGGACUUUCACAUCAGUCUGGCGGUCAUGUAAAUGAACCAUUCAUUGGAGAAAAUGGAAUUUCUGGUGUUCUCCUACAUCACAAGACUGCCAACAAUAAUCCUCCAGUAACAUUUGCUGUUGCUGCACGUGAAAACCAAAAUGUUGAUGUCACAGUGUUGCCAAUUUUUGGGCUUUCUGGAGAAAGUUCAGUCACUGCUAAGGAGAUGUGGGGCACAAUGGUCCAGGGUGGUUGCUUUGACCGAGAUAAUUUCAAUGCUGGCCCCAGCAUGCCUUCUUCAGUGGGUGAUACAGUUUGUGCAGCAGUUUCUGCUUCAACCUGGGUUGAACCACAUGGAAGAUGUACGGUUGUAUUUGCGUUGGCUUGGUCUUCUCCCGAGGUUAAAUUUAAGAAGGGAAGUAGGUACCAUAGGAGAUAUACGAAGUUCUACGGAACUUCUCCAAGAUCUGCUAUAAACCUGGCGCAAGAUGCCUUGAUGAAGUACAAGCAUUGGGAAGAGGAAAUCGAUAAGUGGCAGACCCCAAUUCUCCGUGAUGAGAGGCUUCCAGAAUGGUACAAAAUUACUCUCUUCAAUGAGUUAUACUUCCUAGUAGCGGGAGGAACUGUUUGGAUUGACAGUGAUUUGAGUUCAAGUCUACCUGAGGACAGUGAUUUGCCACUUCAUAACAGCACUUGCAACUCUACCGUUCCACUUAUUGGUUCUAGCCCACCUGAUUUUGAUGACAAAGAAAAUGUUGGGAAGUUUUUGUACCUUGAAGGAGUGGAGUACUUCAUGUGGUGCACUUACGAUGUACACUUCUAUGCUUCAUUUGCUCUGUUGGAUCUCUUUCCUAAGAUUGAGCUGAGUAUUCAACGGGACUUUGCUAGAGCUGUUUUGCGUGAAGAUAGAACUAGAGUCAGAUUUCUUGCUGAUGGUACAUGGGGCACACGCAAAGUAAUUGGUGCUGUUCCCCAUGAUCUCGGAGCACAUGAUCCUUGGCAUGAAUUGAAUGCAUACAAUAUACAUGAUACAAGUAGAUGGAAAGAUCUGAAUCCCAAGUUUGUGCUCCAGGUUUACAGGGAUUUUGCUGCAACAGACGACAUGUCAUUUGGCAAGGAUGUCUGGCCUGCAGUUUGUACUGCUAUGGAAUACAUUGAACAGUUUGAUCGUGAUGGUGAUUGUAUGAUUGAGAAUGAUGGUUUUCCUGAUCAAACUUAUGAUGCUUGGACUGUUCUUGGAGUAAGUGCCUACUGUGGUUGUCUUUGGCUUGCUGCCCUUCAAGCUGCAGCCGCAAUGGCCCGCAGCCUUGGACAUGAUGACUAUGCUGACAGGUGCAUGGUAAAAUUUGCGAAGGCUAAACACGUGUUUGAAGCCAAGUUGUGGAAUGGUUCAUAUUUCAAUUAUGACAGUGGAACAAGUUACAGUAGCCGCUCCAUCCAGGCAGAUCAGUUGGCCGGACAAUGGUACACUGCAUCAUCUGGCUUGCCACCUCUGUUUGAUGAGGACAGGAUAAAAUGCACGCUUCAGAAAAUAUUUGACUAUAAUGUGAUGAGGGUGAAAGGAGGACGCAUUGGAGCAGUCAAUGGUAUGCACCCAAAUGGGAAGGUAGACGAGACAUGUAUGCAGUCAAGAGAAAUCUGGACUGGAGUAACAUACAGUUUAGCUGCAACGAUGCUGCUCCACGGAAUGGAGGAUCAGGCUUUCACUACAGCGCAAGGCAUUUUUCUUGCAGGAUGGUCUGAAGAGGGCUAUGGGUAUUGGUUUCAAACUCCAGAAGCAUGGACUAUUGAUGGCCACUAUAGAUCUCUGAUAUAUAUGCGCCCGCUUGCGAUAUGGGCAAUGCAGCAUGUGCUGUCUCCUCCAAGGGCGAUCCUCGAGGCCCCAAAGGUAAAUACAAUGGAGAGGGCCUACGUUUCUCCUGGUGCGCUCCAGUUUCUCCAGGAUAGCGUCAGGAAGAUCACUCCCAAGAGUGGCUGUUUUUGAGCCAAUGUGUGUGUAGUCUGUGGUUGCUAGUGUGAUUAGAGAUUUAGCUCAAUUAUUCCUGUACAUGCAUGUGUAAAGAAAUGCAGAGUAGUAAUUUCCUUUCCGCGGAGGGAACUUCAUGUGCAACCAAGCUUGUCUUGUAUAUUGUGAUCACUGUCAGUGAACCCAACUCUGUGCAGUACUGUACAUAAUAUGUAUAGACCCCAUGCGUUGUUGUGGUUGAUGAAAACUUGGGUUGAUAACAUGACAACCAAAACUAGAAAUACAUAUGACUUAUUAUAUCGGAUUAUGUAUAACUGUAAAAUAUGUAUUGAAUACAAGUAGAAUAAUUGAAUGGAGAACAUUUUCCCAUGCAU